AUGCGCUGCACCCCCAGUCGGGGCCCCUCCGCCCGGCGCCGGCGCGCUGCAUACCGGGAGUUGCAGACGCGGCGCCGCGUCACCCUGGUAACCGCCUCUCGGCCGUCGCUGAUUGGGCCGAACCGCAGGGGGCGGACGAGGGGCGAGACGCAGCGACUGCUGCCAGCGCUCUCGCCUGUCAGUCGGGCUGGAGCGAAGCAGCGGGCAGGACAGCCGGGCCGGCGGCUCUGCGAAGAGGCUGCGCGCGCCAGCCGGAGGAGGCGAAGAGUGGGGCCCGCCACCUGCGGGGCGAAGCGCGCAGCACCGGGCCUGAGGCGAGGCGCCGCCUCUACUGCACCUCGCGAGCUCACACGCCCGGUGCACCGUUCUCCCGGCGGUCCCCACGUCCUUCCUGCUCCACCCGGACUUGUUAUUUCUCGGCGCGGAGGUCCCCGGCGCUGCAUCCGAGCCUCCGCCUCCCGCUGCCGCCGCCUCGGCUGCCGCUGCUCUCCGGCUUCCCCUCCCCCCACUCCCGGGGCUCGGAGCAAGAGGAGGAGGGGCCGGUGCAUUCUCGCGACCGCUCUUUGCAACCUGCGGGGGCCGGUGCAUGCCCAGCGAGGCGCCCGGGCCGCUGCAGGUGCGUGCAACCCCAACGGAGACGACCCUCCCCCCAACCCCGGGCGAACCGGGGGGCUGCAAGCCGCCGGCGGGCGGUCGAGCGAGAGGAAGCAACAAAGACCGGCUGCAGCUGGGGCCGGCGAGAGGGGCUGCGGCCGCCGGGCUCCGGGCGCCGGCGGAGAGGGCGCCCCGGGGAGCGGCGCGGGCCGAGCUGCAGCCUUGAGCGGGACCCCUAGGGGAGGCGCAGCGCCGCCCGCCGGACGCAGUGAGCACAGGCCCCAAGUGAGGAUGCGCCGCCUGAGCGCCCGCGCGGCCCGGGUUCCGGGCGGCCGCGACCCCCGCUGAGCAGAGAGAACCUCCACCCCCGACUUCGGACGCCUGG
Molecule: messenger RNA, 979 nt
Organism: Rhinolophus ferrumequinum (greater horseshoe bat)
Lineage: Eukaryota; Metazoa; Chordata; Mammalia; Chiroptera; Rhinolophidae
Product: translation initiation factor IF-2
Exons: 3
Coding region: 1-942 (313 amino acids)
Source: RefSeq, a predicted model, not a curated record